UAGGCUAUAUACUGUAUAUGAAGCUGCAAUCCUUUUUCACAACUACAUCAGAAUCUGUCUCAGGAUAAACUAAUUCUAACAAGUACAAGAGGAACAUCUUUAUACUGCGAUGCAUCCCAGUCUGUUAAAAGCCUUUGGGGCUGCAUUUGGGCUGCCCAUGGAAACUGGAACACCACCACCACCACCAAAGAAGGAAUUUGACGACCCAUGGAGGAAAGUAUCUUGGAGUAAACAAAACAGGGAUGAGAUGGUGAGGGUCCUGAGGAACUUUGAACUGAAUGAUCCUGACGUGGGUCAGCUGAGAUGCCUGCUACAUGGACCAGUCGGAGCAGGGAAGUCCAGCUUCAUCAACUCAGUAAACAAUGUCUUCCAAGGACGCAUAACAUCUGGUGCCCUGGUUGCAGCUGCCUCUGGCACAAGCUUCACCAUGACAUACAAAACACACUACAUUAAAAAUGGAAAAUCCCGUCUGCCUUUUGCAUUCAAUGAUGUCAUGGGUCUGGAGGCACAAGAAAAUGGGAUGCAACCUGAAGACAUCAUCAGUGCUCUGAAGGGCCAUCUACCAGAAGGCUAUAAGUUCAAUCCUUGCUGGCCAUUAACUGAGGAAAGUGCAGAAUAUAAUAAGAAGCCUACGUCAAGUCACAAGGUUCACUGUUUGGUGAGUGUUGUGCCAGCAGACAAAAUCUCUCUCAUGACAAGUGAUGUCAUAGCCAAGAUGAGGAAAGUCAGAGAAAAAGCCAGUAAACUGGGAAUCCCUCAGGUUGUUGUCAUGACCAUGCCAGACAAGGCUUGUGAGCUGGUGGACAGGGAUGUGAAGAGAAUCUACUACAGCAAGGCAAUCAAAGAGAAGAUGCAGAUCUGCAGUAAUGAGCUGGGUGUUCCCAUGAACUGCAUCCUACCGGUGAAAAACUACCAUGAGGAGGGGGUGCUGGAUGAUGAUAUGGACAUCCUGAUACUGAACGCCAUGACUCAGAUUAUGCAUUUUGCCAACGACUACCUCUGGGACCUCCAGCAACAUGCAUGAGUGUCACACACCUACAUGAGUGUCAAACGCUAGGAGAUUUGAGAGCCCUGCAGUAUACUCCUAUGUCUAAAUAGACUAGAUUUAAUUUCCCCCUUAGGAAAUAAGACAUAUUUUUUGAAGGCAGGAUGAAGUAAGAUUGGAGUGAAAGUUCUCCUUUCAAUGUAUUCAUAUUGCUUCUUAAAGUACAAUGAGUUAUAUAAAAUCAAUGUCAGUUAUCUAUGCAUCAUGUUUUGCAUUCUAUCAAAGAUACUAGUGUAGUGUAUUAAGAUUAUGACUUUGUUAGGGGUUUUAAGUGGAACCUGAGAGGAUGUUUAUUUAGUGUCAGA
Molecule: messenger RNA, 1350 nt
Organism: Coregonus clupeaformis (lake whitefish)
Lineage: Eukaryota; Metazoa; Chordata; Actinopteri; Salmoniformes; Salmonidae
Product: interferon-induced protein 44-like
Exons: 9
Coding region: 110-1024 (304 amino acids)
Source: RefSeq, a predicted model, not a curated record